Messenger RNA from Sphaeramia orbicularis (orbiculate cardinalfish), 3226 nucleotides. RefSeq names its product nephronectin a (gene npnta). The transcript has 14 exons. The record is from RefSeq and is a predicted model, not a curated record. NCBI's taxonomy places the organism in Eukaryota, Metazoa, Chordata, Actinopteri, Kurtiformes, Apogonidae. Gene Ontology annotation, molecular function: calcium ion binding. Gene Ontology annotation, cellular component: membrane. Bases 294 to 2168 code for a protein of 624 amino acids.
UUCUUCCCGGUAGAGUGCGUACCGCUCCACACACACAUUCACACACUCACGCACACGCACACAGAUCGGGGUCACUCCACUUCCAGGCUGGAGGACUGGUUUGUUUUCCGCACCCUCUGACUAUCGCACAUGAACAGUCUGAAGGACGCCGGCAGAGCGCUCUUACCUGUGCACAAUAAACGUCCAAGAAACUCCGCGUUUUCCUCCUCUGAUCGGUUCUUCCACGGUCCACCCGGUGCUUUUGGAAUACUGACAAUAACAAGGAGCGGCGUGGGCGCGCAACUCUCCAAAUCAUGGAAUUAUGGAUAAAGUUGAUGCUUUUGUACAGCUGCUGUUUUGGAGCAAGUGCGGACUUUGAUGGCAGGUGGCCACGGCAGAUGGCCUCGUCCAAUGGUCUGUGUCGAUACGGGGCCAGGGUGGACUGCUGCUGGGGCUGGACUCGCCGAUCCUGGGGUCACUGCCAGCCUCUCUACGCCUUAACUCACAGAGUAGUCGGGAUAAGGUGCCAGCCCCAAGCUGUGUGCCAGCCUGGUUGUAAACAUGGGGACUGCGUGGGACCCAAUAAGUGCAAGUGCCACCCCGGCUUCACUGGCAAGACCUGCAAUCAAGAAGAAGAUCUGGACUAUUUAACCCCACCAGUGUGGGCCAGUCACCUUCCUCUGUUUCUCCCUGUGGACCGUCCGCCAACGAGAGUAGCAAUGGAGGACCUCAAUGAGUGUGGGCUGAAGCCGAGGCCCUGUAAACACAGGUGCAUGAACACAUAUGGGAGUUACAAGUGCUACUGCCUGAACGGAUAUAUGCUGAUGCCUGACGGGACCUGUGGAAACACUCGUACUUGUGGCAUGGCCAACUGCCAGUACGGCUGCGAAGUGCUGAAAGGAGAGGUCCGAUGUCAGUGUCCGUCACCGGGGCUACAGCUGGCUCCGGAUGGAAGGACCUGUGUGGACGUGGAUGAGUGUGCAGCAGGAACAGCAGUGUGUCCCAGGUUCAGGAAAUGCAUCAACACCUUUGGUAGCUACAUCUGCAAAUGCCAUGAAGGGUUUGACCUGCAAUACAUCAAUGGGAAAUACCAAUGCAUAGAUGUGGAUGAGUGCUCUUUAGGUCAGAGCCACUGCAGCAGCUUUGCCACCUGCUACAACACGCCGGGCUCAUACAAGUGCAAAUGCAAAGACGGCUACAGGGGGAUGGGUCACGACUGCAAACCUAUCCCUAAGGUGGUUAUUGACCCUCCAAGACCAGGGAAACUGCCUCCAAAUCAUCACAACUAUAUCCCUGACUUUGAUCAGAAGAGGACCACAACUACUGUUAGACCGCCAGUGACUAAAAAGAAAAUCUACCCUGUAGUACCUAAAUCAACACCUGCCACCACAACCACAACCAAAGCCCCCCUGCCUCCAAAGAGAGUCACCCCACCUCCACGCAAGCCAGCAGUUCCCACAAAGAAGCCCUUCAUCCCCACCAGGAAGCCGCCAGUUCCUACACGUAAACCCUACAUCCCACCAAAGCCAGUAGCUCCAACUAGACGUCCUCCACCACCACCACCACAGGUCACACCGGAGGACAACAGCAUCCAGAAGGAGGUCACCAAACAGAGAGGGGAUGUCCACAUCCCUCGGAAUCAUGGUCAUAACACCGUGCUCGGGAUCGACUUUGACAUUGAGCUCGGCAACACGGCAGACGAAGCCAAGGACGACCCAGAGUCGGGGUAUCUGAGCUGUUCUUUUGAUGACGGUCUUUGUGGUUGGAUAAGGGACAAAGACGGAGACGUGCACUGGGAAACAACGGCUGAUCCAUCAGGGGGACGGUUCCUCACUAUACCAGAGGUAGGAAACAAGAGGACUGGUAGAGGGGCUCGACUGGUCCUCCCACUGACCCCGCCCUGGAACGACGGCAAUCUGUGCCUGUCGUUCCGGCACAAGUUGGCAGGACACCACGUAGGCAUGCUGCAAGUGUUUGUGAAGAAGGGAAAGCAAUACAGCCCAGCAGUCUGGGGCCGAACAGGUGGAAAUGGCUGGAGGCACACUCAGAUUACAUUAUGGGGAACAGGUCUGGAAAGUGUGAUCCUGAAGGGGGAGCGUGGGCGAGGCAGGAGUGGAGAGAUGGCUGUGGACGACAUCACCCUGACAAAAGGUUCCUGCACAGAAGAACACAAUCUAAGGAGACUCUGACUGACUGAGCAGAGAAAGGCAGAGAGAAAAUAAGAGGGAAUAUCAUCCCAAAGAGAACUGACUCUGUUGUGACUCCAGUUAACUCUGCCUCGGCUACUCCCCUCACCCCCACCCUCGCCCAGUGCCCCCCUCCCCUUCCACUCCGAGCCCACCCCCUGUUAUCCAGUGAAUAAUAUCUGAAAAAAAAAAAAAAAAAAAAAAAGUGCAUCUGCGGAAUGCUGGGUUUCUUUUAUUCAACUGUCCAUGAAUACAAAGACUGAACCAAAUCUCAUGGGUGUAUCCCAGCAGCACACCCCCACCCCCAUCUCCUCCGUCUCCCUCUCUCUCCAUCACCGUGUUACACUUAAACCUGCAUGCACCUACUUACCAUGGAAAUGUCCUCUGCCUAACACAGCCCUGGCAGCCUUCCAGCUCCACCGCUAAGAGACAUUCACUUUAUUUCCACCCAGAGAGAGGGUUGUUCCCUCAUUUAGCCAUCUGCUUUGCGUUGCUUUGAUCCUUUAACCAUGAGCCAUUGGAUUUUAUUUGCUUGAUGUUAAAACAUGUGGCCAGGGGUGCAUUUUUGUUGUGAUCAGCAAAAUAUUAGUUGUUGUGAUCAGCAAAAUAUCAGAGGUGUUAUUUCAUUUAGGAGUACAGGUAACAGUAUGUUAGAGGCAAAAUGGAUUUUCAUUUUCCUCCAAAUCUGGUGGACACUGAAAACAUAAAAUCAGUCCGAUUCACAAACCCCAGCUUUUCUCGGUCUAACACAGGUUUACGGUACUGCUACAGUUCUAUAGCACAGUUCUGACUGAAAUGAUGCACCUUUUCUUGUCUUUUGUUUGACAUAUUAUUUCAAUUCUAUUUGGCAGAAAAGGGGGUUUGAAAAAUUUAGCACAUUUUCUACCAUGAUCUUUAAUUGAAGCCUCCAAAAAUGAGUUCGACUCCACAGACACGUUUUUCAGAUACUUGAAAUAUACCAGACAGAAUCGGUGUAUGAUUUUGAAACUUGCAGAUCAGCUGUUACUUUCUAUUAUUAUGCAGGAUGUGCUUUGUUAUAUUAAGUGCAGUUUGUUAUAAAA